AUGGCAUGUAAUGUAUCAUACAUGCUUAAUUUGUAUCAUACAAGUAAGUAUGUGAUAGAGAACGGUAGCAUCAACACUUUUUUGAAUAUGCCGGAUGAUGGUUUGUUUGUCGAAGAAAGGUUGUCAUAUGAGGGAUUGAUUAGUAAGAUUUGUAUGACCCUUGGUUGGGAUCCAGCACACGUGAAACUCCACCUUUCUUUGAUUUUCGAUAGUCCCGGUGGUAGGCGUGUAGUGAAGAUCAAGAAUGAUUCGCAUGUAGAGUUCAUGAACCGUGUAGAUCCAAUGUCAUGUUUGGAUUUAUACAUAGAUUUGGAAGAUAUCACUCAAGAAGAAAGAGAAGCGAGUUUGGAAAACGUGUCAUUUGGUGAUUUUCGAAGGGGGGAACGUGCUAGUACUUCUCGAAACCGUGAUGAAGAGGAGACACCUUUAUUUGCACAAAAUGACUACCGGGAAGAGUGGGAUUCCGACUACAUAGCUCCAAGUGAAAGCGAAGAAGACUGUGAUGUCUCCGGAGAGAGUGAUUUUGAAGAAAGUGAUGAUGAAAUGUUGGAAAAUGAGGAAAGGGAUUGUAAUCUAUUCGCCCGACGCCAUGUAUAUAGUAAGAUGGGGAACUGGGAUGCCUCAUGUGUAGACAACGAUGAGUUUGCUCUUAAAAUGUGGGAUGAGACGCACGAAGGAAUGGACAUUGGUGGAAUAUACGGUCGCGCGAGUAGUCCAAGGACGUGGGGCGUGCGGUGCGGAACAUUUAAUGUGGAAAGUGAGGAUGGUGAACCACCAUGUGAGUGGAAGAUGCGUGUGUCAUUGAAAGCUCACGGCCUUCAUGAAAUUGUGAGAUGGCAUGAUGCACAUAAUUGCAUGACUCCUGUGAAUGAUAAUGACAAUCGGUGUGUGGACGCGUCUUUGAUUGCUAGACUCAUUAGGAGAAAGGUUGAGGACAACGUAGAUUAUACGGUAGCCUCGGCACAGAAAGAUGUGAAGACCUUAUUGAAAGUAGAUGUGCCAUACAAAAGGGCGUGGCACGGGAGGAGGAAAGCCAUAGAAGCGGUCUAUGGUGAUUGGACCUCCAAUUUCGAAGAACUUCCACGGAUUGAAAUGGCGACGCCGGCAUUGGGCUCCCAAUAUGACUAUCAACCUAAACAUCUUCACCCGGGACCUAUACAAGAUAAAAUGCUAUAUCGUCAAACAAAGCAUAGGUCCCAAGCUGUCUAUGAGAACAGGAUACCGGACAUUAAGACAUUCCGCCUCAAGGGCCGUAGGUAUGGGCGUAUGAACGGAUCGAGAGGAUCGCCCCAAAGAAAAGGAGUAGAUUAUUUGCUUGAUGAGACCGCUCCAUUAGCUCAGCGUUUCGGUGGCAACCAUAUGCACAUGUCCUCCAUAGACUCCCUGAUUUCUGUACACAAGGCUAAGCCAUUUGGACGACUAGGUGUUGGAUGUUCUGUUGGGCGAUUAGGGAACCCCACGAGUCGGGCAGAGUCUAUUGAACAACAUUCGCGCGAGAGGUUUAGAGAAAAACGAGAAGAUGAUAAUCUCCUAGACGAAGAACUUGACAAGCAUUUGGACGAUAUCAUCAAUCAAACACAUGCUGCUUUAACCUUGGGCGCAAAUGAUGAGAUGGAGGUGGAUGAUACCCAAAUCCUGGUUGAUAAAGAUCCAUUUUUCCCCUCACAACCUCCGCCGGGUAAAAAAGCGAAACCCUGGUCAAGAGAUAAGAUUGGAGGAGGAAGAAAGAGAAAGGUCACAAUCCCCCCUCGGACAUCGCAACAACAAACUGAGGGUCAACAAAAUGAGGAUCAAGCACAUUCCUCUCGAGGCUCGCGCAUCCAGGUCGAGACUCAUUUUGAAGAAGCUGGUGGACCCGAGACUCAGUUUGACAUUGGUGGACCCGAGACUCAGUUUGACAUUGGUGGACUUGAGACUCAGUUUGGUGGACAGGCAAAUGGCCUGAUUUUCCCAACUUCACCUCAGCCACUCUGUUGGGAGGAAGGAUUUUGCACUAUCAUGGCUUUGACGUUUGCUCAGUACACUCUUUUCACAAGACCUUCUCUUCUUUCACUUCAUAGGAAUGGCUUGAAAAGCUUUGCUCUUUCCACCCCAUCAUUCUUUUCUGUUUCCUUUUCCACCUCCGCUCUCCCUAUUGACCAAAUCCAUCGCCGCAAGUGGAGGCAACCGGUGGCCUCAGUCCUUGAGCUCGGCGGUGUAAAAGUUUCCAGAGAAGAAAUAGUGCGGGAUGACCCUACUAACAAUGUUCCUGAUACAAUUUUCUCUAAGCUUGGAAUGCAGCUUCACAGGAGGGAUCAACAUCCAAUCGGCAUCCUCAAGAAUGCAAUCUAUGACUAUUUUGACACCAACUACCCCAAUAAAUUUGAAAAAUUUGAUAAUUUGUUCCCAGUAGUUUCUGUCAAGCAGAAUUUUGACGAUGUCUUGGUUCCUGCUGACCAUGUCAGUAGGAGUUACAACGAUACAUACUAUGUAGAUUCUCAAACAGUGUUGAGAUGCCACACUAGUGCUCACCAAGCUGAGCUCUUGAGGAAGGGACACAAUUACUUCCUGGUUACUGGAGAUGUGUAUCGCAGAGAUUCCAUUGAUUCAACCCACUACCCUGUUUUCCAUCAGAUGGAAGGUUUCCGUGUUUUUGCUCCAAAUGAUUGGGAAGGAUCUGGCGUAGAUGGUACAUCAUAUGCUGCUCUGGAUUUAAAGAACUGCCUUGAAGGAUUGGCGCGUCACUUAUUUGGUGCUGUUGAAAUGCGCUGGGUUGACACCUACUUUCCCUUCACGAAUCCAUCUUUUGAGCUGGAAAUAUACUUUCAGGAAAAAUGGAUGGAAGUUUUGGGAUGUGGUGUCACAGAGCAGGAAAUACUGAAGAAUUGUGGUAGAACAAACAAUGUUGCUUGGGCUUUUGGUCUUGGACUGGAGCGACUUGCAAUGGUGUUGUUUGAUAUUCCGGAUAUUCGGCUUUUCUGGUCUUCUGAUGAACGUUUCACUUCUCAAUUUUCCAAAGGGAAGCUUGGAAUGAAGUUUAAGCCGUUUUCUAAGUAUCCUCCUUGUUAUAAAGACAUGAGUUUUUGGAUCAACGAUUCAUUCACUGAAAACAACCUCUGUGAAGUUGUUAGAGGGGUUGCUGGUGAUCUUGCGGAAGAGGUAAAACUAAUAGAUAACUUCACGAACAAGAAAGGAAUGACCAGUCAUUGUUACCGGAUAACAUUUCGGUCGAUGGAGCGAUCACUCACAGAUGAGGAGAUAAAUGCUUUGCAGUUGAAAGUAAGAGAGCAGGUUGAGAGUAAGUUGAAUGUGGUUCUGAGAUAA
Oldenlandia corymbosa var. corymbosa is the source of this 3303-nucleotide messenger RNA. Lineage: Eukaryota; Viridiplantae; Streptophyta; Magnoliopsida; Gentianales; Rubiaceae. The record is from the annotation of a GenBank genome assembly.